GCACUCUGGUAGACCUCUAGGCAUGUAUCCUAGAUAAAAACACUCCAUCACUGAGACCAAAUGACUGGAUCAUCUCAAGAUACCACGAGUUCCGUUAUGGAUGUAGUUACAAAUAUGCCUGCACAAGCCAAAAAUAUUUUGUCAAACACAAAUUCUAAGAGGUCAACCCGAUGUGUGUUUGGCUGGUGACGACAUGGCGAAAUUUGGGGUUGCCUACCUCGAUGGUGAAACUCGCACACAAGGUGCUUUGGACCAAGCCGAGCAGUUUUGCUCUCAUAAGGAUUCCACGAUUGAUUGUAGAAAUUUGAGAAACGAUUGUAUUUCUGUUUUCAUUAUGCUCGCUGUAAGCUUGAUGCUACAUGAAAAGAGGUCUUCACUCAUUGUGAAUAGCUAGAAUUGGUGUAACAAGCCGAGCGGUGUUGUGAAGUGUCGGCUGGCUGUUAGUACUUCUCAAAUACUC
Molecule: messenger RNA, 460 nt
Organism: Zychaea mexicana
Lineage: Eukaryota; Fungi; Mucoromycota; Mucoromycetes; Mucorales; Lichtheimiaceae
Exons: 1
Coding region: 194-394 (66 amino acids)
Source: RefSeq, a predicted model, not a curated record